Corticium candelabrum is the source of this 1618-nucleotide messenger RNA. RefSeq lists its product as uncharacterized. The record is from RefSeq and is a predicted model, not a curated record. The coding region runs from base 5 to 1618 and encodes 537 amino acids. The transcript is spliced from 3 exons. Lineage: Eukaryota; Metazoa; Porifera; Homoscleromorpha; Homosclerophorida; Plakinidae.
AUUGAUGGAAGAUGGACGUCUAGCUGUAUCGCUCGUCUCAGAGCUAGCUGAGGAGCGCGUUCCUUGUCGGGAAACCAGGACAGGGCUCGAAAAGUCGGCAUCUGGAAUCACUGGAGCUGUUCGGAAGACCAGGAAUAGUUCUGGGCGUAGGGCGACUGGUCGAACUAUCUCUCGUGCGGCGUCUGAUUUGAAUUUGGCUUCAAAUCCCGCUGACGAGACUACUGUGAUGCCCACCGUUCCUAGCGAAUCUUGUGUUUCGGCUAACAGGAACGGCAAUGCAACAAGACGAAGGAAAUGGACGCGACAAAUGAAUAGGGAAGUGAUGUUUUGUUAUUACUACGUGCUGUUGUCAUGCAAGUUCUCUGCUUUCAGAAAACCCAUGCAUCAGCUGUGGUGUGAACGAAAUCCUUCUCUGACUGACGUCUCUGAGCAGCGUUUAGCAGACCAGAAGCGAUAUCUCUUAACUUCUGGAAGUCUGACUGAAUCAGAGUUGGAGGAGAUUAAACGCGAGGCCGCACAGGAUGGAAAGCCCGUCUCAGGUUUGUUAUCUGUUACGACUGAUGUUUGUCGUGGUGUGCAGAUGUCGGCGUUGGAUGUGGUUUCUGCUCUAUCAGCUGAUAGCUCAGUUGUCACGCCUUUGCUUGACAAUGUGUCACCUUGCAUGGCUUCAGUCAGGAUGGCGCCUGCUGCACGUGGUGGGAAAUCUGUCGUGUCAAUGAUGCAAGAGGAUCAUGAGUUUGCUAAUCACUUGGAAGAUGGCUCCCUUGUUCAGUCAGUCACUGUUCUCUCUAAGGACUGCUCAUCUGCAAGAGAUAGUGGUGAUAUCCUAUCCGUAGAUGACACUUUGGAUUCAGUUCAGUGUAGUGCUGUUGGGGAAUCACCAUCCCCUUGUGACUCUGUGAGCUCUGAUCUGAUGACUACACAUCCUAGUAUAGCUUCUCGGCUAGAAAGGAUGGAAACUUCUUCAUCUCAACUCAGUCCAGACUGCUGCCAAACGGAGGAUGGUCUUUCGCUUGAUUGUGAUGCUGCUGUGGACCCUGUACUUCGUCGAGAGUUUCUUGAGGAGUUGCAGAAAGUCAGGCAAAUUCCUAUCUGUGAGAGACAAUGCCUUCCAAGAAUCUUUGUGAACAGUGGAACCCUGAAGCUUAUUGGUGAUCUUAACACAAUCAUCAGUUCGUUAAAGGAUGAACCAGAUAUGAGUGAAAUCAGUUACCUGGUAUACUCUGCUGCUUCGCUAGUGUCCAAAAGGCGGGGCUUAAAGACGACGAAGUCAACCAAUUCUCAAACACCAACAUGGAGACGAAGGCUGGAUAUGGAGAUUCUCACACUUCGACGUGCGAUCUCACUGUUGCUGGAGGUUAGAAAGGGUUCAUCGGGCAUUCGUAUGUUACAUGAACUCCGACGUCUUCGGCAUCGGUUGGAGUGGCGAGCUUCGGUCGAACCGUCGUCCGCGCUGUUUCCGCCAUCAGAGUCUUUAAUUCCUCUAGAAGAAUCGAAAAGUUUGACUGCUCGCACUCUAGUCGGACGCACUGGUGGAAGACUGUUUAGCCAUUUGGAGGGCAACAAAUUUGACCUUGUGUCGGAGCGGCGCGAAAAAAAUGCAGUUAUAGCUCAGUAA